Antechinus flavipes (yellow-footed antechinus) is the source of this 2260-nucleotide messenger RNA. It is a transcript of the gene SACK1A, whose product is annotated as family with sequence similarity 83 member A. The transcript is spliced from 4 exons. Bases 584 to 1909 code for a protein of 441 amino acids. Gene Ontology annotation, biological process: epidermal growth factor receptor signaling pathway. The record is from RefSeq and is a predicted model, not a curated record. Lineage: Eukaryota; Metazoa; Chordata; Mammalia; Dasyuromorphia; Dasyuridae.
CAUAAUGAGCAUUUAAUAAAUAUCUGCUCACUGUCCAAUGAAUCAAGGCCUUUCCAAGGCCUUUUAAUCCCUGGGUUUGUAACAAAGGCCUUAGGGGCUCGGGACUCUGAGAUUGUCAGACAAAUUAUGCAAUAGAGUUGAAAGCAGGACUUGCCACAACUUUGGAGGAAUGAUGAGCAGGAGAGGAAAUCAUUCCAUUACUAACUCUGACAGAGAAGCGAAGACAGAUUCACCCUUUUGCCCGCUGGGGAGGGUGUAUGUUCAUUAUUUGCAGAUAAGGAAAUCACUUGGCUCAGAUUUUCAAAUAUCUGGAGCAUUGUUUAAAGGCAUUGCUAAAUUCACUUCCCGGACCUGUGUGAGAGGGUUGUGUGUCAGUGUGCUCACCUCCAAACCCUGAGGAGGCUGUCUGCUUCCAGGGUACACAUACAUGCUAAUUUUCAGCCCCUCCUUUUCUUCUUCCUCUCCUGCCUCCCCAUAGGGAGCUCCAGAUCUCUCUUUGCAUGGGACCGGGUUGGAGAGUUUCAGCCUCCCUUGUCAAACUCUCAGUCUUUUAGGGAAAAGUCUCCUCCUUCAGGUUAGAAAAAUGCACAGAUCAAGACCUGUGGGCAAGAUCAAAAAACGCCUCCAAGAGGUCAAGAAUCAAUGGAGCCGGCUGCCCAAGGUGGACUUCAGUCACAAUGAAAGUGCCAGGUUGGCCCUGGAUGCCCUUCUGGACGGUGGCCCGGAGUCCUACCAGAAGGCUUUGAGCAAAGAAGGGGAGGUGGACUUCUUGUCCUCCGUGGAAGCCCAGUACAUCCAGGAAAAUGCCAAGCAGCCCUAUUAUGCCAAGGAGCAACCUGUGGAAGGAGAACUGGGCCUGCAGGUGAAUGACUCCGGCUCUCUCCAGUCUGGCACCUAUUUCCCCGUGUUGUCUGAGGGCAGUGAGCCAGCCCUGCCGCAGAGCUGGGGCGAGGCUGAGAAGCCGUACCUGAAGGAGAAGUCCAGUGCUACGGUGUACUUCCAGACAGACAAGCACAACAAUAUCAGGGACCUCAUCCGCCGCUGCAUCAGCAAGACCAGUCAGGUCCUGGUCAUUCUAAUGGAUGUCUUCACCGAUGCAGAGAUCUUCUGUGAUGUGCUGGAAGCUGCCAACAAGCGGGGUGUGUUUGUCUGUGUGCUCCUUGACCAGUGUGGUAUAAAUCUCUUCCAAGAGAUGUGUGACAAGGCUGAAAUCCUGGAUAGUCACCUGAAGAACAUUUCAGUCCGGAGUGUGGAAGGAGAAACCUACUGUGCCAAGUCUGGUAAGAAGUUCUCAGGCCAAAUCCAGGAAAAGUUCAUCAUCUCUGACUGGAGAUACGUCCUCACUGGAUCCUACAGUUUCUCGUGGCUCUGUGGCCAAGUCCACCGAAACUUCCUCUCCAAGUUCACAGGCCAGGCCGUGGAGCUGUUUGAGGAGGAGUUCCGACACCUAUACUCUUCCUCUAAACCUGUGAUGGGCCAGCGAUCUCCUGGGCUAGUUAGGCCCCUCCAGCUGAGGGGAGGGUCCAAGGUCCCUCAGGGCAGCUUCACUGACAGCAGCUGUCCAUCUAGUGACCACACAACCUCUGACCCCUUCAGCAACCCAUCUACCAGCAGCAAUCCCUACCACCAGUCUCAUGCUGUGUCUUCAGGGCCAAGUAGCCCCUCCACUCCAAACCCCCCACUUUCCAGGGUCCAUUCCUUCCAGAAUGGAAGGAAUUACGUCCCCUGGGCACCUCAGCCACCUCAGGUCGGCUACCAGUCAAGGCAUUUUGUCACCGACUGCGCAGUGGGCCUCUACAGCAAUCUCUACAGCAGGCCUGGGAGGCUGCGGCUGGAGGAAUUGGCGGUAGGGGCUAGGUUGGUUCCUGGGUGGAGGCCCUUUUCCAAGCCUCACUUGGUAUCUGAUUAGUUCCUUGAAUACCAACCAGGUGGGGACUGAGUCCUCCUGUACUUGGUCCUAGAUUCCCAGGCCCUGGGUCCUAUCUGAAAGGCUAUUGUAGGGCUUGAUAAUGUCUUCAAUGGAGGAAUUAACUCAGGAAAAAAUUCUUGCAGUGAUUAAUGACUCUGACAAACUCGCCUCCAGGCCCUUCCCUGGCUUGGCCCCUGGUCCUCGACAUGGCUUGAUAGCUCCAACUUGGGUUUACUAAUCAUAUAGCAGGCCUCAAUUUGAUUCUACAAACAUUUAUUGAACACUCCCAGAGCUGAACUUCCCUCCAAAAUUGCAAAGAUAAAAACAGUGAAAACCACCUCGGACCUUCCA